This is a messenger RNA of Asparagus officinalis (garden asparagus), 1720 nucleotides long. RefSeq names its product cystathionine gamma-synthase 1, chloroplastic-like. Gene Ontology annotation, biological process: transsulfuration. Gene Ontology annotation, cellular component: chloroplast. The record is from RefSeq and is a predicted model, not a curated record. Gene Ontology annotation, molecular function: cystathionine gamma-synthase activity; pyridoxal phosphate binding. Lineage: Eukaryota; Viridiplantae; Streptophyta; Magnoliopsida; Asparagales; Asparagaceae.
GCCAUCGAAAUUGAACGAACCCCAAGCUUUUUUCUUGUUAAAAUUUCAAGAAUCAAGAUCUCUUUGAAAUCUCCCAAAAAUGGCUCUCUUCUUAAACCCUAACCCUAGCUUCAUCCCCUCCUCUCCAAUGUCCGCCUCUGCGGCCGGCGGAAACCCUAGAUCCUUCAAGAAAUCGCCAUUUUCGAACGGUUACGGCCUCUCCUCAGCUCUCAUCCUCAAGUUCCCGCCGAAUUUCGUUCGCCAGCUCAGCAUCAAGGCUCGCCGGAACUGCGGCAACAUCGGAGUUGCUCAGGUCGUCGCGGCCUCUUGGGCCAACUCGCCGUCUGCCGAUGAGGAAUUGCAAAAGGUUGUGGAAUGUGAGUAUUGCGAGGUUGUAGAUAGUGUACAGAGUCAGAUCGGUGGUUUGGGAGCUGCGUUUAGCUCGGAUGCGAGCCUUUUGGUUCAUGCUGGAGAGAGAUAUGGACGCCGUCUGAAGACGGAUACGAUCACCACACCCAUUGUCAACACUUCUGCGUACUGGUUUAAGAACUGCGAUGAGCUGAUUGAUUUCAAGGAGGGUAGGCAUACAAGCUUUGAGUAUGGGCGAUAUGGGAACCCAACUACCGAGGUAUUGGAGAGGAAGAUGAGUGAACUGGAGAGGGCGGAAACUACUUUGUUUGUGUCCUCUGGCAUGUAUGCCAGUUGUGCGGUGCUCUCGGCCUUGGUUCCUGCAGGUGGCCAUAUCGUUACGACCACUGAUUGCUAUAGGAAGACAAGGAUGUUCAUUGAGAAUGAGCUUCCAAAGAAGGGGAUUAAGGCUACCGUUAUUGCUCCUGCUGAUAUGGGCUCUCUUGAAAGAGCACUGUGCGAAAAUGAAGUGUCUCUUUUCUUUACGGAGUCCCCAACUAAUCCAUUCCUCCGAUGCAUUGAUAUCAGGUUGGUUUCAGAGCUUUGCCACAGCAAAGGAUCUCUGGUUUGCAUAGAUAGCACAUUUGCCUCACCUGUCAAUCAAAAGCCCUUAACUUUGGGAGCUGACCUAGUCAUUCAUUCUGCAACAAAGUUUAUUGCCGGUCACAAUGAUGUGAUUGCCGGUUGUGUCAGUGGUUCAGAGGAAUUGGUUUCCAAAGUUCGCCAGUAUCAUCAUAUUAUUGGUGGUGUUCUUGAUCCUAAUGCUGCAUAUAUGAUCUCCCGAGGUAUGAAGACGAUGCACCUUCGUGUACAGUAUCAGAAUAGUAUAGCAUUGAGGAUGGCCCAGUUUUUAGAGGAACAUCCCAAGAUUUUACGUGUAUACUAUCCAGGACUGCCAAGUCAUCCAGAGCAUCAUAUUGCCAAGCAGCAAAUGACUGGUUUUGGUGGUGUGGUCAGUUUUGAGCUAGCUGGAGGCUUGUUGGAGACGGUAAAGUUCAUUGAUUCUUUGAAAAUACCAUAUCUCGCCCCUUCUUUUGGAGGUUGUGAGAGUAUAGUGGAACCACCGGCUAUUAUGUCUUACUGGGAUAGCAAUUUGGAUAGAGACAAGUAUGGCAUCGGUGAAAACCUGAUCAGGUUCAGUUUUGGAGUGGAGGACUUCGAUGAUUUGAAGGCUGAUAUAGCCAAAGGCCUAGAAGCCAUAUAAUGAUUUUAGGCUGAUGUUGCAAUUGUGAUGGAUUACUCUCUGCUUAUUGUAGCUGGACCUGAUCUUAUGAUUUUAUGUCAUUGAACUCUUCCUGUUGUUGUCUCUGGUAAAUGGCUUUUGUUGGUGGUC